AUGUCCUCCACCACUAACACCACUAACACCCCGGCCGUCAAGGCCACGUUCCAAGAAAUUGUCAUGCAUGCUACCCCGGUGCAGGGUGUCAGGUCCGACAUCGUUCACGUCGAGUGCGGAAGCUGCAAGGCCGUCAACGAGGCCACCAUCCCCCGUGAAGUCUUCUACGUCGUUACGGCUGGUACCAGCAUCGGAGUGUUCACUAAUCUUUGCAUUGCCGACUCCUUCGUCAGCGGCGUCCCUCGCGCCGUCUACAGCGUCGACGACGCGUACGAAGCGCUCCUGUAUGCCCUCUCUACCAAGACCGCUCACCUCAUUACCCCCAAGACCAACUAA
This is a messenger RNA of Coprinopsis cinerea okayama7#130, 336 nucleotides long. RefSeq lists its product as hypothetical. The record is from RefSeq and is a predicted model, not a curated record. The transcript is spliced from 3 exons. Bases 1 to 336 code for a protein of 111 amino acids. Lineage: Eukaryota; Fungi; Basidiomycota; Agaricomycetes; Agaricales; Psathyrellaceae.